Electrophorus electricus (electric eel) is the source of this 6597-nucleotide messenger RNA. The record is from RefSeq and is a predicted model, not a curated record. NCBI's taxonomy places the organism in Eukaryota, Metazoa, Chordata, Actinopteri, Gymnotiformes, Gymnotidae.
AUUUUAUGUUACAGACGCGCGUUUUUUUCUAAAGAAUGACAUAUCUUCGACAACACUUGAGGUAUUACACGCUCGUGAUAAUUUUCAAAACGCGCACUUCUUCCAGAUUAAAUAAAAUUAAGCAAAAACAUAUAUUUUAAUGUUCUUAAUUAAUAGCGGCGUGCAAUCGUAUUCUGGAUGCACAGUACACUCAUAGCUUGGAGAAAAAUAAAAAAGAUGCUGAACAUAUUACACCAAGCGGUUGGCUUCUCUAGGGUCUCCAGCCUGGGCAACCCAGCCCUUUAAUGCAACUGUUCAUGGAAUACGGAGCUACCAAGAGGACGUUACCACCAAAGUCCUCGGCGGACUGCUUGGCCGCGAGCGUAUGUGAAAGAUGAGUGGCGCUUGGUUCGCCAGCAGGACGCUUCUUUACAAUGAUGGGACCGCGCACUCAGUCACAGCCAGAGGUGAGCAUGAUCCCACCACGUCGCUCCUCCACUCCUGGUGACAGGCUAUCUGUGGAGACGGCCCAGAAGAACAGUGGGGUUAUACUGGACAGCUCAGCACUGAGGAUGGCUGACGUGGACUCCGAGGUGCCACCCUUACCCCCGCGCUACCGCUUCCGAGACCUACUGCUGGGAGAUCAGUCGUUCCAGAAUGAUGACAGGGUACAGGUGGAGUUCUAUGUGAAUGAGAACACCUUUAAAGAGAGACUCAAGCUCUUCUUCAUCAAAAACCAAAGGUCAAGUCUCAGAAUACGCCUUUUCAACCUCUCCUUGAAGCUAUUAACAUGUCUCCUGUACAUCCUCCGAGUGUCACUAGAUGACCCCACCACCCAAGUGACAUGUGCGCGGAAACACUGCUUAAAUGUCACGGAUGCUCUAUGCAGUAAAAUAUGUGCCAAUCAAACAGCGGACCCCUCUCACAUCAACUGGGAGUUGAUAUUCUGGGUGAACAGAAAGACUCCUGUAUGGGCAAUACAGGUGACUGUGGCCUUAAUUAGCUUCCUGGAAGCAAUGCUCUUGACAUAUCUCAGCUAUAAAGGGAAUAUUUGGGAGCAGAUUUUCCAAGUCUCCUUCAUCCUUGAGAUGAUCAAUACAGUGCCAUUCAUUAUUACAAUCUUUUACCCCCCAUGGAGGAACAUAUUUGUUCCAGUGUUCCUUAACUGCUGGCUUGCCAAGUCCGCACUGGAGAACAUGAUUAAUGAUCUUCACCGUGCCAUCCAGCGUACUCACUCUGCCAUGUUCAACCAGGUCCUCAUCCUCAUCUGCACCCUGCUCUGCCUGGUCUUCACCGGAGCUUGUGGGAUUCAACAUCUAGAGCGGGCAGGGAAAAACCUCUCCCUGUUUGACUCACUGUAUUUCUGCAUCGUCACGUUCUCCACCGUGGGUUAUGGAGACGUCACCCCGAGAAUCUGGCCCUCUCAGCUACUGGUGGUCAUCAUGAUAUGCGUGGCACUUGUGGUACUGCCAUUACAGUUUGAGGAGCUGGCGUAUUUGUGGAUGGAAAGGCAGAAGUCAGGCGGUAACUACAGCAGACACCGUGCUCAGACCGAGAAACACGUGGUGCUCUGUGUCAGCUCCCUCAAGAUCGACCUGCUCAUGGACUUCCUCAAUGAGUUUUACGCUCAUCCCAGGCUACAGGAUUACUACGUGGUCAUCCUCUGUCCCACGGAGAUGGACAUCCAAGUGCGGCGGGUUCUGCAGAUACCUCUCUGGUCUCAGAGGGUCAUCUAUCUGCAGGGCUCAGCACUGAAGGACCAGGACCUCAUGAGGGCCAAGAUGGAUGAUGCAGAGGCCUGUUUCAUCCUCAGCAGCAGAAACGAAGUGGACCGCACUGCAGCUGACCAUCAGACCAUCCUUAGAGCCUGGGCAGUGAAAGACUUUGCUCCAAACUGUCCUCUCUAUGUCCAAAUCCUCAAACCUGAGAACAAAUUCCAUGUCAAGUUUGCUGACCAUGUGGUGUGUGAAGAGGAGUUCAAGUACGCCAUGCUGGCUCUGAACUGUGUGUGCCCCGCCACAUCCACGCUGGUCACACUGCUGGUACACACUUCCCGCGGCCAGGAGGGCCAGAUGUCACCAGAACAGUGGCAGAGAACGUACGGCCGUUGCUCAGGAAACGAAGUCUACCAUAUCCGCCUGGUGGACAGCAAGUUCUUCGGGGAGUAUGAUGGGAAGAGCUUUACCUACGCCUCAUUCCACGCACAUAAGAAAUAUGGAGUGUGCCUCAUUGGCAUAAAGAGAGAGGACAACAAGAGCAUCCUUCUCAACCCCGGCCCCCGCCACAUCAUGGCCGCCACAGACACCUGCUACUACAUCAACAUUACCAAGGAAGAGAACUCCGCCUUCAUCUUUAAACAGGAAGAGAAACAUAACAAAGGCCUGCCUGUCACAGGCUUGUACGACGCCCCCUCUCGUCUCCCUGUGCAGAGUAUCAUAGCCAGCAUGGUCGAUCAGUCCACUUCGUAUGGCACGGUGGCCAUCGACCUGCAGAACACGGAGCCGCCAGCCGACAGCGGCAAGCUGGCCCUGCCCACGGAGAAUGGAGCGGGCAGCCGGCGGCCGAGCAUCGCCCCCGUGCUGGAGCUGGCUGACUCGUCCUCCAUCCUGCCCUGCGACCUCCUUGCUGACCCCUCCGAGGACGAGACCAACCAGUCGGACGAGGAGGGCGUGCCGGCACCGGACUAUGUGAAGGGAUAUCCCCCGAACUCUCCUUACAUCGGGAGUUCACCAACUCUCUGCCACCUCCUGCAAGAGAAGGCUCCCUUUUGCUGUCUGCGACUGGACAAGGGCUGUCGCCACAAUAGCUUCGAGGACGCCAAGGCGUAUGGCUUCAAGAACAAGCUCAUCAUCGUGUCGGCCGAGAUGGCUGGCAACGGCUUGUACAACUUCAUCGUUCCGCUCCGUGCCUACUACCGGCCCAGGAAGGAGCUAAACCCAAUUGUGCUGCUGCUGGAUAAUCCGCCAGAUAAUCAUUUUUUAGAGGCCAUCUGCUGUUUCCCGAUGGUGUACUACAUGGCCGGCACCAUAGACAAUUUGGAUAAUUUGCUGCAGUGCGGGAUUAUCUACGCGGAUAACCUGGUGGUGGUGGACAAGGAGAGCACGAUGAGUGCAGAGGAGGACUACAUGGCAGACGCUAAAACCAUCGUUAACGUGCAGACCAUGUUCAGGCUGUUCCCCAGUCUCAGCAUCAUCACUGAGCUCACUCAUCCCUCUAAUAUGAGAUUCAUGCAAUUUCGAGCCAAAGACUGCUACUCCCUGGCUCUCUCCAAACUAGAGAAGAUUGAGAGAGAUAAGGGCUCCAAUCUGGCCUUCAUGUUCCGCCUCCCGUUCGCUGCAGGAAGGGUCUUCAGCAUCAGCAUGCUGGACACGCUCCUCUACCAGUCUUUUGUGAAGGACUACAUGAUUCUUAUUGCAAGGCUCCUGCUUGGCCUAGACACCACCCCAGGGUCUGGCUAUCUCUGUGUAAUAAAAGUGACAGAGGAGGACCUGUGGAUCCGGACAUAUGGCAGGCUUUUCCAGAAGCUCUGUUCCUCCAGCGCAGAGAUCCCAAUCGGCUUGUACCGCACAGAAUCCCACAUGUUCUCAUCGUCAGAGUCUCAGGUGUCCGUGGAAGUGGAGGAGUGUGAGGAGGCGCGGGACCGGCGGGAGUCGUGGAAGGAAAAGACGGCCCACCGCUACUCCACAGGCAGUGACCAGUCGGAGCACCCGCUCCUGCGCAAGAAGAGCAUGCAGUGGGCACGGCGUCUGAGCCGCAGGAGCGGGAAGGCCCCCAGUCGUGCCGAGCGCAUCAGCCAGCAGCGCCUCAACCUCUACCGCCGCUCCGAGCGCCAGGAGCUCUCCGAGCUGGUGAAGAACCGCAUGAAGCACCUCGGCCUGCCCACCGUCGGCUACGAGGACGUAGCUAAUUUAACUGCAAGUGAUGUGAUGAACCGGGUAAAUCUAGGAUAUCUGCAAGAGGGUACCUACAUGACAGAGGGUACGACAGUGGCUCAGACAGAUGAAAUGAAUGACCAUCAGAACACACUAUCCUACGUGCUGAUCAAUCCUCCUCCAGACACUAUCCUCGAGCUCAAUGAUAUCGUGUACAUCAUCCGCUCUGACCCUCUGGCCCACAUGCCCGAGGAGGUCCCGGGGGGCCAGGCAGGGGCCCGGCUGAGGCAAGACUACAGCACAGAGACGCGAGGAGAGACUCACCUCUGAGGGCUGGGGUACUGCUGACCAGCCCCUGACCCACAUGAGCCCCCCACCUCCCGAGACCACAUGCCAGACAAACAUGCUGCCUCUCAAAGCCAUGGGUGCCAGACUUCCCAUCCUUUGGAUGACCUCCCCCCCCCCAAGGACCUGGAUGUGGAAUCUGUUGUGGUGAUGCCGUGGGACCUCUGGAUGUGGUCGUUGCACUUUUUGAAGUUCGAAGGAUUAGAGGAGGGCUUUAACGUAUGGAGUGGUUCGGGACCAAACGCACGGCCCACAUCCAGUUCUUUUACCGAGCAGUGUUUAAAAAAGAAAGAUAGGAAAACCGGAACGCAGUAUUCAGCUGAGGAGGUGAAGAAGAACGACAGGAACGGAUCGUGCCUGCAAGUCAGAGGCAUGAGCACUAUGGUGCAAACAGGAAAUUUCAAGAAGACAUUAAACAAUGAUGAUAUAUAUUAAUGAUUCAUUUUGUAAAUACACAUUGGUACACAUCCUUUAUACUUUCACAUGCUCACUGGAUCCAUAGCAUUCUACAGUAUGUAGUAUUGUUUUGUACUUGAAGCACAAACCUUUUACUUUAGAACUAUCCAAAAGUAAAAUCCAAGUCAUUAACUAUUAUCAACAACAAUAAGAUUAUUUCUGAAGUGAAUUGAUAUCAAGUUUUAAGUUUUGGUAUGAAAAGUCACACUGAAGAUAACCGAUCCAGUUUGAGUUCUGGAACAACACAUUGCUAACCCACUGCAAAAAGUCUCAUGCUUGUAGAACCUUAUAUUUCAAACCUUCCUAUCAGUACACAGUCCCUGUCACCUUAAGAUGAUUAUGAAUGAUCGAUUAUGAUUGAGAGUCAUCAUAAAUACUAGUGCUGCUAUAGACAGCAUAGAAACCAGUAUUUCUCACUUAAUGAAGAUUUGUGCACAUGAACUCUCAAUUUGGUCCCUGCCUGGAACAGGGAACCAGUAGAGAUUUGUAAACACUUUCAGACUAUAGGUCACUGUUACUUUUUGAUGCCUUUUGGCCUAGAGGCUAUCAAGGCAGUAUUUUUUUUCUCUUACUUUCUCUACUAUAUAGUGCCAGUUGCAUAAACUAAAUGAUGUUUAUGCUUUUAUCAUAUAUAUUUGUUUUCUGCUUAUGCAUUAUUUUAGGUUACACUUUUUUCAUUCUAAAAAUGACAAGGAUCUGCCACAUUCUUUUGCACUAAACUCUGUUGAUUUCAGAGUAGCUUAGUAUAGCAUGACCCUUUAACACCAAACUACCCAGAGAGGAGGCAGUAGUGUAAAAAAUAUUACAUUUAACAAAUUCUUUUUUUUUUUUGCAAGAAUUGCAAGUUUUUCAAAUAAUUUCUUUACUGCAUGGUUUGUUCCUUACAUGACAUUCAGUAUUAAAGCUAAGUUGAUUAAAAUCAGUUUAGGAUAGUUUCAUGACUUUUCAGGGGAAUUUUUGAUAACCAAUAUCAGAAUUACUUUUUGUUGUUGUUGUUGUUGUUUUUAUUAGGCACUUCAUGAAAGGGUGUAUUUAUAAUUAAUAUAUUUAUCUAAUUUAUCAGACACCUAGCAGCAAUUUAUUAAUGAACAUGGAGGUGCAUAAUGACUGCUGGCUCUGCAACGCUCUCCCCUCUGGGUACUGUAGUUCUUGUACUGAACACACAGUAAAGGCUACUGGCCAACACAAACGGAUAUCAUAUUGACCUGCCCAUCUCAGGUCACCAAGACAAAGAAGGAGUUUGAGGAAAGGCCAGAUGAGCAGCUGAUGAUUCACAACAGAUUAGAACUCAGCCAUAAUUCUUGACCACUUGUGUUUGUGUCCUGUUUCAAAGCAACCACUCAGUGUCACUUAAAGCGUCAUUUUCUAGGGUGCAGGGGAGGAAGCCGAGCCCACUCCUGUGACCCUGUGUUUACACACUCCCUCAUCCGAGUUCAAGGCGAUGCAGCCAGUGGACGGUUAACGCUUCUUGCCCACCGGUUACCUCAGUCGUCUUGCUCAUGUUGACUACCUUAAACUGAGUCAAAGGAAAUUAGGUAGAUUGUUUAUUUGAUACAGUAUCUUUUGUUCUACUACCAUUUGUAAAGGAUUAUGCAUAUAGUGCAUGUUAACCUAGCCUACUGAUUUCCUGCUCAAAAAUUCCAUCUGUUUCAUUGCCAAACCUCUGACAACAGCCAACAAAGUGGUACUUUACUUGGUUCUAAGUGGUUUAGAGUUAUAUGAGUACUUCAGUAGAAGUAGGAGACAAAUGGACUGUGCAUGUCCUUCCUUAUAUUCCCAGAUCUUUGAGAGACCUGUUUACAUUUGCUGGCUCCUGUUUUUGUGCAGAACAAUACAAUGUAAAAAAGAACUGAUUCAUUUUUUUUUGUACAAUUUCUUAUAUGAAGUCUGCGUACUUCUAAUAUGUAUGAAUGAUUCAAUAAAUGCUGCAUGCAGCCAGAAAUAA